GGGAGCACUUUUUGUUCUGGAGGGGGAGACGGUCAUGCAGUUUUUUUUUUCCCCGGUCCUCAAGGCAGAAGUGGUGGAAUGUCGAUUGAAGUUGAGGCCUCUUCCGGUCAGAUGAAAGAAAAAAGGGUGGUCAGUAGUAAAUGCAAGCAACGAGUGAGAAUCUUUUUCCGAACGAACAGGCGCUUAGCGGUUGUGAAUGCAAGACCAGCAACCUAAGUUUCUGUGUUUAUAUUAUUAUUAAUUGUCCGGUUCUUCCAGAAUCUUGCUCUUAAUGGGGUUGGCAGAUUGAAACUGAGAUAGUUACAGGUUGGCUCAACAUGAUGGAUAUAGAACUAUUAUAUAUAUCUCUUUUUCCUGCUACCACGAAUUUUGCGCAAAAGAAUACCUACUCAUUGUCCUUAAAGUUCUAGGUGGACAUGGGAUGUGCCUGGCACAGCUUACUUGAAUAAAAAUGAAGAUGAGUUGUUGGGAUGAUUGAUGAUGAGGUGACAUUGAAGGCAGGAAAUGGAGCCCCGGCCCAGCGCCAUUGUUCUCCUCUUCAAGAAGUGAUGUCGUUCCGGCGAAGGGGAAGGGCAGUAUAUGUAGUAGUACAAGGAGCAAAAAAAAGAGAGAAGGGGUAGUGUAGUGUGCGCUGCGGAGGUAGCAUGUGACUGAGCGCUAUAGAAGAUUUUUACAAAAAAGGGACCUGCAGUGGACAUGGGAUGUUUUUUUUUUUAUUGUACUUGUACAUAUUGAAAAUAGCACACUCGAAUCUUUUGCCACCUCUAUUAAACUACCACAACGGAGUUUAUAGCAUUCUUUUAGAACUUAAUAAUUUUAAAAGCAUUCUUCUAGUAGUAAAUAAUAAUAAUAUGUUCUUUUUUUUUUUACGCCAAUGCUAAUAAAAAAAAUUUACAAUAAAUUUUCUCAAUUCACAGGUUUCGCUUCCCAACUCAGCUCCGCAGUGAGUACCAUACCCAGGACAGUUAGCACUUGGCAGUGGGUGGGCAGAGACGAGAGAACAGGAGAACAGCGGUGGGGCCGUCGGUGGCGUUUUAUUUUUGGCUGCCUUCUGUGGCUCCAUCCGCUCUGCUUUCUAUCUCUCUGUCGUAGCCUCAUAGUGGGAAAGGAAAGUAAAUUGAGGGAGAGGGAAGUGGUAGUAGUUUAGACUGUAGUAGUAGUAGUCGUUAGAAACUAGUAGCGUGUCCUCAGAAAAAGGGCAGGCAUGCAGGCGGCGGCGGCAGCAGGAGGAGUUGAAAAUGUUUCCUUCAAGAAAGGAGCACAAGUGGAAGUGAGCUUUGAGGAGGAGGGGUUUAGAGGGUCUUGGUACACCGCCACCGUCCUCCGCCCCGUUUCCAAGAAGACCAACAAGAUCUACUUACAGUUCCACACUCUGGUGGCCAACGACGAACCCGGGUCCAGCCCCCUUCAAGAGCACGUUGACCUUAUCCUCGUCCGCCCCGUCCCUCCCCGCGAGCCCCGCCGCUCCUUCCAAGUCAGCGACGAAGUCGACGCCUUCCACAACGACGGCUGGUGGGAAGGUAUCGUCAUCCAUGUUUCCCCCCCACCUACAACGCCAACAGCUCCUCCUCCCAUAACCAGGUAUUCCGUCUUCUUCCGAAGUUCCCGCGAGCAGCUUGAUUUUCCCGAGACCGAUCUCCGCUUGCAUCGGGAAUGGGUCCACGGCAAAUGGGUCCCUGCUCUGGAACCCACCAAGUAGUAAUUAUUGAUUCUGGAUUCACUCUUUUUUUCUUUUUUUCACUUACUCUGCCUUCUUAGCUCCUCCUCUCGCACUAGCUCUAGCUGAUAGAUGGACUCUGUGAAUCUCUUUGCUUGGGCUUUCUCUUCUCGUCUUUCCUCUGCAACAGCCAUAGCCAGCCCUAUUCUGGAAUCGAACUGCUGUAUUAUAGUACCUAAGUCAAUCGAACCACUGUUUUUAGGUGCCCGUGUAAAAUUGCAGUAUUACUACUGUUCUACCAGUAUUAUCUAUGCCAUGAUUCACCGCUGAGAAGCUUCAAGUAAAAAAAAAAAAAAAAAAAAAACUCUACACUAUUCUUUGAGGUGUUCUCUCGCGUACUUGCUUUUCAAGCGUGGCAGUUUUUCUUUUAUUCUGCUUUUCUGGACUCUCCUGUCUUGUCUUCACUAGUUAUGGAAUUCACGCUCAUCGCGUACGUGUUUGUUUGAUUUCACCUGUCAUGGAUGUGUGAUUUGGCGAUGUCUCUCUCUGGUUUGUUGUUCUGGCAAUAAAAUAAAAUGGAGAACUGGACUGAAGGUUGAUAAGCUGUCGUAAUUUUGGAACUCUUCUCUUCUGAAACUCUCUAGAUGUUCUGGGAUGCAGCGUCGUUUUUGUGGUAGUUUUAUUGCCUAUUUUUGCAAUGUGGCCCUAAGGCCAGGCAUUAGUACUAGUGUUGGUUGGAUUAUUGUGGCCAUUCGUCUUGAUGGUGUACAUCCUCUCAUCGACCUUUUGAAACACGGGACUCCUCCUCAACCUCAAGUUAGCCGUGGUAGUAGGGAUUUGAGUUCCUGGGAUCCCUUUGUUCUGGCUAAAGCAUCGAUCAGACUGCGUUAAGAAAAACUACUAUUAGGGGUUGAUCCCUAAUAAGGUGAUGUAGCCGUAGGCAUAGGAAAUGAUAUGAUGAGUGGGUUAGCAAUUUGGUGGGCAGUGGAUCAACUUCAUGUCUUCUUGUUAAGAGACCACGCGCUUUUUAUUAUUGUUUGGGGAAUGUAUGUAUAACAUUUAAUCCGACCACCCGUUUCGUA
This is a messenger RNA of Coffea eugenioides, 2739 nucleotides long. RefSeq names its product DUF724 domain-containing protein 3-like. The transcript has a single exon. NCBI's taxonomy places the organism in Eukaryota, Viridiplantae, Streptophyta, Magnoliopsida, Gentianales, Rubiaceae. The coding region runs from base 1205 to 1699 and encodes 164 amino acids. The record is from RefSeq and is a predicted model, not a curated record.